Staurois parvus is the source of this 496-nucleotide messenger RNA. Lineage: Eukaryota; Metazoa; Chordata; Amphibia; Anura; Ranidae. The record is from the annotation of a GenBank genome assembly.
UGCUCUGUGUCCCUCGGACACAGCGGAUCACCGAAGAUGUCGGCUUGGUCAUGUGAUCAGCUGUGUCCAGUCACAGCUGAUCACAUGUACACUGAUCAUCAGAGCACUGAUGAUUAGUGUGCCCUGAUGAUCAGUGUAGCCCCAGCAGUGCCACCUGUCAGUGUCUUGUCAGUGCUCAUCGGUGUCUUAUGUCAGUGCUCAUCAGUGCCUCGUGCCAGUGCCCAUCAGUGCCACAUAUCAGUGCCUACCAGUGCACAUCAAUGCGACAUAUCAGUGCCCAUCUGAGCUGCAUCAGUGUCACCCAUCAGUGCCAGUCGGUGCCACCUAUCAAUGCCAAUCAGUGCCACCUAUCAGUGCUGCCAAUCAGUGCCAGUCAGUGCCAGUCAGUGCCGCCUAUCAGUGCCAGUCAGUGCUGCCUAUCAGUGCACAUCAGUGCCGCCUAACCGAGCCUGUCAGUGCUGCCUAACAGUGCCAGCCCAUGCCGCCUAUCAGUGCC